UCCCUGAUGAGGAGAGACACCUAGCAGUCUAGCAGCAACAGGUCCCUUGUGCACACGCACGGCCAGCGCCUCGCCGAUGCAUUCGCGAACCCAAAUCACUGACGCCGACGGCACGACUGGCGGAGGUCGCCGUGACUACAACAGCACUCUGCGCUUCCAUAUAACUGAACAAAGUUAACCGAGCCUCACCUUUUCACAGCACGACAUGCCUUGCCGCCGCAUCCCGUCGAGCCGUCAAACACCCACGCUGACCGCCGCCGCCGCCCACUCAAAUCUCCCGCCGAGCCCCGCCCGCCACCAGCAAUGGAGGCCCGCCUGCUCAAGACCCGACCGCUCCACGCCAUCUUCUCAGACGCCACCAUCUCCCGCGCCGCACGCAACCUGUUCGACGCGGUGCCGCGCCCGACCCAGGCGCUCUGCAGCACCUUUCUCUCCGCGCUCUCCCGGAGCUCCUCCCACCAGGAGCUCCUCCAAGCCUUCUCGUCGAUUCAUCGCAAGGGCGCCGACGUCCCGUCCGGCUGCGUCCCGCUUGCUUUCAAGUCGUGCGCGCUCACCGCAUCGUCCUGCCAAGGUAGGCAGGUGCACUCCCAUGCUCUUGUCCGCGGGCUGCUUGGGGAUGUCUUUGUGCUAACAGCUCUGGUGGAUUUCUAUGCCAAGAACGGAGACAUGGAGUCUGCCGUCAGUGCCUUUAACGAGAUGCCCGUCAAGGAUCCAAUACCGAUAAACUGUUUGAUCACCGGAUAUUCAAAGUCUGGUGAUGUGAAUAAGGCCAGGAAGCUGUUUGACGGCAUGGAGAGGAGGACAUCCGCUUCGUGGAAUUCGAUGAUCGCCUGUUAUGCUCAUGGUGGGGAAUUCCGGGAAGCAUUGACGUUGUUUGAUCGGAUGCUGAGUGAGGGUGCAAGACCAAACGCUAUCACCAUCACGUCAGUGUUUUCGAUAUGCGCCAAGUCUGGCGAUCUUGAUACUGGCAAGCGUGUAAGGGCUCUGAUCGGUGAGGAGGACCUGCAGAACGUGAUAGUGCACACUGCUUUGAUGGAAAUGUAUGUAAAGUGUCGUGCUAUCGACGAUGCACGUCGGGAGUUUGACCGGAUGUUGCAGAGAGAUGUCGUGGCAUGGAGCACCAUGAUUGCAGGUUAUGCGCAGAAUGGCAGGCCACUCGAAUCUCUAGAACUGUUUGAGAGGAUGAAGGAAACCGAUUGCAGACCAAAUGAAGUGACACUUGUUGGUGUGCUAUCUGCGUGUGCGCAGUUGGGUUCUGAUGAAUUGGUUGAGCAGAUUGGGAACUAUGCUGAGAACCAGAGGCUACCACUUACGAGUUACCUAGGAUCUGCGCUAAUCGACAUGUACACCAGGUGCGGACAUGUUGGAAGAGCCCGGAGUGUCUUCAGCCGGAUGGAACAAAAAGGGGUUAUCACUUGGAACUCCAUGAUCAGAGGCCUAGCAAUGAAUGGCUUUGCAGAAGAUGCAAUCAGCUUGUAUGAAAAAAUGGCGGAAAACGGGGUCCAGCCCAACGAGAUCACCUUCGUUGCGCUGCUAGCAGCGUGCACGCAUGCUGGCUUGGUAGACCAAGGUAUGGCAUUCUUCGAAGAGAUGAAGAGAGAACACCAUGUUUCCCCUCAAGUGGAGCACUGCGCAUGCAUAGUGGACCUCCUGUGCAAAUCCGGCAGACUGUGGGAGGCGUACAAGUUUAUCUGCGACAUGGAAGUCAAACCAAACGCGGUGAUCUGGACCACACUGCUCAGCUCCUGCAGAGUCCAUGCCGAUGUCGAGCUCGCCAAGCUUGCCGCGAGCAAGCUCCUGGCAAUGGAGCCCGACAACUCCUCAAUCUACGUCCUCCUGUCCAAUAUAUAUGCCGAUGCCGGCCUCUGGGGCGAUGUGAGGGAGAUCAGGGACCUGAUGAGGAGCAAGAACGUGCAGAAGCUGUCUGCCUACAGUUGGAUAAAGCUGGAUGGUGAGGUGCACAAGUUCCUGGUGCAAGACACAUACCACCCGAGAUCAGCUGAGAUUUAUGACGUCGUCCAUGGCUUGGGGUUGCUCUUGGACCGAGCCGACUCUGAUCCCGACCUGCUAGUUUCAGAGCUCUGUUGAACUUUUAUUUUUGACAGCUGAGAGCUCUGUUUUUUGAAGGAACACAAAGCAUUACAUUGAUUGGGCGAGCUGCACUCGCCAGCAGACAAAUUCUUUUACAUAUAUUGGAAAGGUAUCAAAGCCAAAUCUGAUAGAUUCUUGACUCCAUAAGUAGCUAAACAAUGUGCAGAAAUAUUACAAAGCCGUGAGCAAGCUUCUACCUUAAACAACUGAAAAGCUGAUUGCAACACAUCUCUUUUUUCUGACAGAGAUUGCAUCAUAUGCAGUUGGAGUGAGUAUAUGAUCUCAUAGGCAGUCCUAUCGCUUCUCUUUGAUUAGCUCUGUUUCUUUCAAACCACAAUAUACUACAAAUGAAUAUAGACUUUCAGACAUUUUGCCUCUAUUUUCAGAAUAUCCUCCAUCAUCUAGAUAGCAUUUGGGCAAUUGAUAAGUUGCAUUCGACACUUCCAAAAAAGCAGUUCUCCAAGUAACCUUGACAAAUUUGCACUUUAGGAAGCACUAACCUUGACAAAUUUACACUUUAGAAAGCAAUAACCUUGACAAAUAUGCACUGUAGAAAGCAAUGACCUCUGUUUUCAUCUACUCCCUCCAUUCCUAAAUAUUUGUCUUUCUAGAGAUUUCAACAAGUGACUACAUAUGGAGCAAAAUGAGUGAAUCUACACUCUAAAAUAUGUCUAUAUACAUCCGUAUAUGGUAGUCCAUUUGAAACCUAUAAAAAGACUUAUAUUAAGGAACAGAGGGAGUAAUUAACAGCAUAUUGGACAUGGUCUAUCCACAUGCUGGACAGGGUAAAGUCCACAAUUUCUUCCAAAAUAUGCUGCCACUUUGAACACUAUCACUUGAUGAUGAAGCUACACCGUGCGCAGAGUUCCUGGUUUGGUUGUCCAAGCUGGUGUAUCUUCAGCCCUUCCUGGAUCGGAAUUUGGAGAAAGACAUGUACAUCUUCUUCGUUAGAAGUUGAUAGUGUUCAAAGUCAAGAUUCAUAUGAAUAGUACUACUAAGUUAAAUAGCGUACACAUGAUAUACAUUUGUCUUUUCUGUAGAGUUCACAAGAUGUUAUAUCUUGUAAUGAGUUUUUGCAGGUGCAAAUUAUAUAGCAUAACUUAUAUCCAUAAUAUUUCAGGAUUUGUGAGAACUCCAAAAAUAAAAAAGAGGGAGAAUAUGGGGUGCACGGGGACGUGGUGUUUCUCGGCUCGAGUGAACAUUGGCAAAAGUUUCCAGUGCUCACCAAAUUUCAUCAUGGAAUGAUAUUUUUGGAUUUCAUGGCAAAAAAAAAAACUAUGCUCCAAAAGUGGUAUUUUCGAAAGCAUUUUGGAGUGCUGAUUUUUUUUUUGCCACGACUCCCACAAAUGUCAUUUCAUGAUGAAAUUUUGCAGGCACUCAAAAGAUUUGUCAACGUUGGCCACAAAAAAAAAUAUCAGAUUUUGUUGUAAUUUAUUUCAAUAUUUUUGGAUUUUACUGUUCAUCACGAGCUCAAUGAGCUUGCGAGUAGAAGAUGACUUUCGGUUCAUGGGCAACUAUUUGCCAAACGUUUCCCGCAAAAAAAAACUAUUUGCCAAAUUUACUUUCCGGUGUUUCCAUCUCCUACUCUCCAUAUAAUUCCACCCUUUUAGCACGUGUGCUCCAUUCAAAAUACCUUUCUGUACGGUACAGAAUAUUUUUUACAUCACCUUACUUCUCCAACAAUAUGAAAUGACACUCCUCUUGAUUUGAUUGCGGUACUCUUUGUUUCAUGAGUGUUGGCCUUCUA
Triticum aestivum (bread wheat) is the source of this 3838-nucleotide messenger RNA. RefSeq names its product pentatricopeptide repeat-containing protein At1g08070, chloroplastic-like. The transcript has a single exon. Gene Ontology annotation, molecular function: RNA binding; protein binding. Gene Ontology annotation, biological process: RNA modification. The coding region runs from base 304 to 2088 and encodes 594 amino acids. Lineage: Eukaryota; Viridiplantae; Streptophyta; Magnoliopsida; Poales; Poaceae. The record is from RefSeq and is a predicted model, not a curated record.